Impatiens glandulifera is the source of this 963-nucleotide messenger RNA. Its product is annotated as beta-amyrin 28-monooxygenase-like. The coding region runs from base 1 to 963 and encodes 320 amino acids. NCBI's taxonomy places the organism in Eukaryota, Viridiplantae, Streptophyta, Magnoliopsida, Ericales, Balsaminaceae. The transcript has a single exon. Gene Ontology annotation, biological process: sterol metabolic process. The record is from RefSeq and is a predicted model, not a curated record. Gene Ontology annotation, molecular function: oxidoreductase activity, acting on paired donors, with incorporation or reduction of molecular oxygen; heme binding; monooxygenase activity.
AUGUACUUCUUCCAUGCCUCUCUUGUUGUUCUUCUCUGUUUGAUCAUCCCAAUAAUUUUGGUGAAAGUUUUAACUCAUUGGAACGCGGUCACUCGAGGGAAGUCGUCGCUUCCCCCGGGCACAUCGGGAUGGCCUUUUGUUGGCCAAACCCUAGAGUUUUUGGCAGCUGGUUGGAGUGGCCAUCCCGAGAAGUUCAUAUUCGAUAACAUUAAGAAGUAUCGAUCACUCAUCUUUAGAUCACACUUGGCUGGAUCCCCAGCCGCCGUCUUCUGUGGGGCAGCUGCCAAUAAGUUUGUAUUCUCGAACGAAAAUAAGCUUGUCCAAUUGUGGUGGCCAAAAACAAUCACCAAGUUAAUACCUUCUACGUCCAAUUUCGAAGAAUCCCUUAAACUAAAUAGGAUGCUUAACAAUUUCUUAACGCCAAAGACUCUAGAACCCUAUAUUGGCUUCUUGGAUAUAAUCGCGCAACGACAUUUUGCUUCUCAUUGGGACAAUAGGGAACAAGUCACCGCGUUUCCACUUAUAACAAGCUACUCCUUCGCGUUGGCUUGUCGCUUGUUGAUCAACGUUGAUGAUCCCGAGCUCGUUGAAAAGCUCGCAGAUCCUUUCGAGCAAGUCUUGAGGGGGACUGUUUCGAUGCCCAUUGACUUGCCAUGCACAAGGUAUAACCGUGCCAUCAAAGCAUCCCGUUUCAUCAUUAACGAAUUUACGACGAUCGUAAAGCAAAGAAAGACCGAUUUAGAACAAGGAACAUAUAAAUCCCUUACGCAAGAUUUACUAUCACACAUGUUGCUUACUAGAGAUGAAAACUUUGUGACGGACUAUAACAUCGCGGAAAAGAUCAUGGGAUUAAUUAUAGGCGGCGACACGGUGAGCUCGGCAUGUUCUUCCAUUGUCAAGUUCCUUGCCAAACUCCCGGAUGUUUAUGAAAGAGUUUAUAAAGGUAUGGAUCAUGAUUCAUGA